Messenger RNA from Phalacrocorax carbo (great cormorant), 3684 nucleotides. NCBI's taxonomy places the organism in Eukaryota, Metazoa, Chordata, Aves, Suliformes, Phalacrocoracidae. The record is from RefSeq and is a predicted model, not a curated record.
CCCCACCCCUCCCCUUCCCGCCGCGCGCAGGCGCGGUGAGGGCGCCGGGGGGGCUCGCGGCGCGCGCGGUGCACGCCGGGACGGCAGCGCGCUGCGACCAGGAGGAGGCGGAGGAGGCAAGAUGGACGCGGGGUUCUUCCGCGGAACAAGUGCAGAACAGGACAAUCGCUUCAGCAACAAGCAGAAGAAGCUGUUGAAGCAGUUGAAAUUUGCAGAAUGCUUAGAAAAGAAGGUGGACAUGAGCAAAGUAAAUCUGGAAGUAAUCAAACCAUGGAUAACAAAACGAGUAACAGAAAUCCUUGGAUUUGAAGAUGAUGUAGUAAUUGAAUUUAUAUUCAACCAGUUGGAAGUGAAGAACCCAGAUUCCAAAAUGAUGCAAAUCAACCUGACUGGUUUUUUGAAUGGGAAAAAUGCUAGGGAGUUCAUGGGAGAACUGUGGCCACUGCUGUUAAGUGCACAAGAAAACAUUGCUGGUAUUCCAACUGCUUUUCUGGAACUGAAGAAAGAAGAAAUAAAACAGCGACAGAUAGAGCAAGAGAAACUGGCUUCUAUGAAGAAACAAGAUGAAGACAAGGAGAAGAGGGAUAAGGAAGACAAAGACAGCAGAGAAAAGAGAGACAGAUCCAGGAGUCCAAGAAGACGCAAAUCGAGGUCUCCUUCCCCUCGGAGGAGGUCAUCGCCUGUCCGAAGAGAGCGGAAACGCAGCCAUUCUCGCUCCCCUCAUCACAGAACCAAGAGCCGUAGUGCUACUCCUGCACCAGAAAAGAAAGAGGCGACUCCUGAGCCAGAACCUUCUGUGAAACCAAAGGAGACUGUUGUUCAAGAGGCAACUUCAAACAGUGAUAUCCCAAAAGCUCCUAAACCCGAACCUCCUGUACCAGAGACUAAGGAAACAUCACCAGAACGUAAUUCAAAGAAGGAGAGAGAGAAGGAAAAAGAGAAGACUCGUCAAAGAUCCCCAAGUCGGUCCAAGUCAAGGUCAAGAUCUCGAUCACGAUCUCCAUCUCAUUCUAGACCAAGGAGGCGUCAUAGAUCACGGUCAAGGUCUUACUCCCCUAGAAGGCGACCAAGCCCAAGACGACGGCCAUCUCCAAGGAGAAGGAGCCCUCCGAGGCGAAUGCCCCCCCCACCCAGACACAGAAGAAGCAGAUCCCCUGUGAGGCGGAGAAGACGGUCAUCAGCAUCCUUAUCUGGCAGUAGCUCUUCCUCCUCAUCCUCGCGUUCCCGAUCACCACCAAAGAAGCCACCUAAAAGAACUGUAUCCAGUCCUCCUCGUAAAACGCGUAGGCUCUCUCCUUCAGCAAGCCCUCCUAGGCGGAGGCACAGACCAUCCCCGCCAGCAAGUCCACCUCCCAAGCCACGUAGGUCUCCAACUCCCCAGCAGUCAAAUCGUGGAAGAAAAAGCCGUGGCUCUGUUUCGCCUGGCAGAACAUCAGCACCCAAACAUAAGAGCACUGAAAAAAGAGAAUCUCCUUCUCCGGCACCAAAACCAAGGAAAGCAGAACUGUCUGAAUCAGAAGAAGAUAAAGGAGGUAAAAUGGCUGCAGCAGACUCUGUUCAACAGAGGCGUCAGUACAGAAGGCAAAAUCAACAGUCUUCAUCUGAUUCUGGUUCUUCAUCGUCAUCUGAAGAGGAAAGACCUAAAAGAUCCAAUGUGAAGAAUGGGGAAGUUGGUAGACGCCGACGCCAUUCGCAUUCACGCAGUCCAUCACCCUCUCCACGAAAACGACAGAAGGAAUCCUCCCCUCGUAGGAGGAGGAGAAGUCCAUCGCCCCCACCAGCCAGGCGGCGACGCUCUCCUUCCCCUGCCCCUCCUCCUAGGCGGCGGCGGUCACCUUCAUUACCUCGUCGAAGGUCUCCAUCACCACCCCCACGCAGGCGCUCACCUUCUCCGCGGAGAUACUCCCCACCGAUACAGAGACGAUAUUCUCCUUCACCGCCACCGAAGAGAAGAACGGCUUCUCCUCCUCCCCCACCUAAACGAAGGGCGUCACCUUCUCCACAGUCAAAGCGCAGAGUCUCCCAUUCACCACCACCAAAACAAAGGAGCUCGCCAGCUGCUAAAAGGCGUUCGCCUUCGAUAUCUUCCAAGCACAGGAAGGGAUCUCCUCCCAGUAGGUCCAAUCGGGAAACACGUUCGCCACCACAAAACAAAAGGCAUUCACCUUCACCACGGCCUAGAGCUUCUCAUACCUCUGCAAGCCCACCACCACCACGAAGGGGAGCUUCGGCGUCACCCCAGAGAAGACAGUCUCCAUCUCCAAGCACUAGACCCAUCAGGAGGGUGUCAAGAACGCCAGAACCUAAGAAGACAAAGGCUUCCACGCCAAGUCCACGAUCUGCGAGACGGGUGUCUUCAUCACGGUCUGCAUCAGGAUCACCUGAGCCAGCACCGAAAAAACAUCAAGGACCUCAGUCUCCUGCCCGGUCUCGUUCCCCAUCUGCAAACUGGUCACCUGCAAAAAAGGCUAAAAGCCCAACUCAGAGCCCAUCACCUGCAAGGAAUUCAGAUCAAGAAGGGGGUGGAAAGAAGAAGAAGAAAAAGAAGGAUAAGAAGCAUAAAAAGGAUAAAAAGCACAAGAAACACAAAAAACAUAAGAAGGAGAAGGCUGCGGCGGCUACGGCGGCUGCUGCUGUGGCUGCGGCAGAUACCACCUCCGCACAGGAAGACCAGGAAGCAGAGACAGAACCCAAAAAGGAGACAGAAAGUGAGCCCGAAGACAACCUUGAUGACCUAGAAAAACACCUGCGAGAGAAGGCACUGAGGUCGAUGAGGAAGGCGCAAGUGUCACCACCAUCCUAGGCUGAAUCCUUUGAUAUAAUGUACAUUUUAUUUGGUUUGUACUCAGAAUUCAAUUUCAAAUUGCUAAAUGUGUUUGAGCUUUAGAAUAUAACAUUUGUUGUAAUAAUUGCUAGGUUGAGGUUCACCAUGUACAAAGGGCAUGGAUUUACAUUACAAAAGGUGUCCACAGUGUACUAGUGACAUUCUUUCAUUGACAGUCAACAUAAUCGCAUUUAGAACGAGACUUUUUAGAAGCAGUAGGAAUUUGCUUUGGAGGUUUUCAACAUGACCGUUGAUUCCCUAGUUUCUUUGAAAUUCAACAAAGCCUUUAGCGUAAUUCGUGAGGGUCUCAUUUGACUUCUUUUGUAUCCACUUACGUUAUGCUACUAACCUUUGUGGUUUGUAAGCUUGCCCAGAAGUAAAACCACUGCAGAAUUACCAAGGAAGUACGUCUAUUUUAAUGCUUUCUACUGUUGCCUGUAUAGUCUCCAUCAAAGCGAAUCAAGACUAGCAGUUUAGGAUGGUACAUAAAUGAAAGCAUGUUGUUUACCAGGACACUGUGGGUUUAUAUUGAUGUAACAUGUUGAUUUGGAACACUGGAAUUUCAUUUGUAUUUUUAUGUUCUUUUUUUAAAGGGCAGUUUCCAUGAUCAGCAGUCCCAGAAAAAUUCCUUCAGUUACAUAAAUUUUGUUUGUGAGAUGUCGUUGCCCCAUUCAUAAAUCUUGUCUCGUUACGGUUCUUCUGAAUGGUAGAAGCGACUUUCAGAGAUGUGGUCUUUGAAAGUUGGAGGAACCUGAACUUUGGAUAUUGUCAUGUUUUCACUGUUUUUUGUUUUUGUUUUUUUAACUAAAGCUAUAUAAAGCUUGUGGAUUAAACAAAAUAAAUUUCUAAAUUUAAACAGA